This is a messenger RNA of Cornus florida, 495 nucleotides long. RefSeq lists its product as uncharacterized. The transcript has a single exon. NCBI's taxonomy places the organism in Eukaryota, Viridiplantae, Streptophyta, Magnoliopsida, Cornales, Cornaceae. The record is from RefSeq and is a predicted model, not a curated record. The coding region runs from base 1 to 495 and encodes 164 amino acids.
AUGUUUGAAGGUGGUGCAGAUCCAAUGGUAGCAGACGACUACUUGGACCAAGUGGAAAGCCACUUGACUUCUAUGGAUGUGAUGGAUGAUCAUCUGAAAAUCAUCCUGGCCACUUACAAAUUUUCCAAGGACGCCAAGCUUUGGUGGAAGUUGGUUACUAACCAGCACAAGGUCGAGGACAUGAGUUGUGAUAUGUUUAGGGAGUUAUUUUAUGAGAAGUAUUUUCUGAUUACCAAGAGGUGGGAGCUAAGGAAACAGUUUGAUGAUCUCAUACAAGGCAAUAUGUUAGUGACGAAAUAUGAAAACAAUUUCACUUUUCUUUCUCGCUUUGUCCCAGAGAUAUUGAGAAAUGAGGUUGAUAAGACACGAAAGUUUGUUUUCGGCCUUCAUUACCAAAUGAGGUCAUUGAUCACAUCACAGUACUUUAAAGUUUAUACAGAGGCAGUGGAAAGGGCAUUAAUGCUAGAAGCGGAAGCAAAUGAUAGAAAUGCAUGA